AUUAAUAACGGUCAAGAAGAAAGAGAAGAACGCGAUAGAGGAAAGCGGGUUCUCAAGCGAUAGAGCAGAGAUGACUGAAAUCCGUAGCUGGAGAUCGUUUCGAUUCUAUGUUUUGCUCUCAUCAAUUUGUCUGCAAUUGAUUUCUGGUUUGGCUGAUGAUCCUGCGAAUUCAAAAAAUGUUAAGAAAGCUGAGGGCCAUUCUUCAUCUAGUGGCAGCACUGGGCUCAGAGUAGUCAUCAUAUGCCUUGGGAUUGUGGCUGUUGUGGCCUUCUCUGUAUUCCUGUUCAAGCUAUGGCAGAAGAAGAAGAGAGAAGAACAGCAUGCACGCCUUUUGAGGCUAUUUGAAGAGGAUGAUGAGCUUGAGCUUGAGCUUGGCCUUCGGGAUUGAUACAUCUUCUUCUUCAUGCUAUGACUGUAAUUUAGUUGAGGUGUUACUGGCCACUCAGUAUAGGGAUGCAUCUUUCAACGAUGAUUUGGAUUUGAUUUUAAGUGAAUCUUCAGAGGAAGUCCUAUGAUAAGGCCACUCAGGUGCUUCUCAUUUCAAUCUUGUAGUUAUUGUAAUGAUAUAGAACAAGAACAUGUUCCUUGAAAGAGAGCUUUUUUCUCUUAUUUUGUAUUACAUAGGAGGUCAUCUUGUAUAAAAUGUUUCCAUAUUCUUUGCAUUUUUUAGAAUUUAUAUUUUGCUGUGAAGCCAUUAUUUGAUUCAUAAAUGCUGGGGCUGACUUGUUUGUACCUCCAA
Telopea speciosissima is the source of this 739-nucleotide messenger RNA. RefSeq lists its product as uncharacterized. The coding region runs from base 71 to 388 and encodes 105 amino acids. The record is from RefSeq and is a predicted model, not a curated record. Lineage: Eukaryota; Viridiplantae; Streptophyta; Magnoliopsida; Proteales; Proteaceae. The transcript is spliced from 3 exons.